Messenger RNA from Coregonus clupeaformis (lake whitefish), 1436 nucleotides. Its product is annotated as tetraspanin-8-like. Lineage: Eukaryota; Metazoa; Chordata; Actinopteri; Salmoniformes; Salmonidae. Bases 48 to 728 code for a protein of 226 amino acids. The transcript has a single exon. The record is from RefSeq and is a predicted model, not a curated record. Gene Ontology annotation, cellular component: membrane.
GUCGCUCUGUCACAUCACGUCUUGCCUGGCUGCUGGAAGGUUAGAAGAUGGCUGUGAACAAGUGUGUCAAGUACCUGCUCUUCCUCUUCAACCUACUGUUCUGGAUGAGUGGAUGCAUCAUUCUUGGGGUCUCCAUCUACCUCAAAGGGAGCAUUGGAAAUGCGUUCGGGCAGGUGGUACCGGGGGUAAACCUGCUGAUAGCCGUCGGUACCAUCAUCAUGGUGCUGGGCUUCCUGGGCUGCUUUGGAGCCAUCAGGGAAAGCCGCGUCAUGCUCAUGCUGUUCUUCGUCGGGCUGCUCCUCAUCUUCACUCUCCUGGUGAUCGCUGGAAUCCUGGGAGCUGUCGGAGUGAAGAAGAUUGACGAACGGUUGAAGCAGUUGAUGGAGAAGCUGCUACCACUGAGGAACCAGUCGGCUGAAUUCCAGACGUUCAUGCAGAAACUGGAAGUGCAGGCAAAGUGUUGUGGACUGAUCAACGGACCUUCAGACUGGGGCUCACCAGUCCCCGCCUCUUGUGACUGCGUUGACACCACUCAGGAGUGCAAACUCGCAGAUGGACGCCAAGUGUACUUGAAGCCUUGUAUCAAGUUGGUGACGUCCGUCAUGGUGAAGGGUGCAUUCGUUACCCUGGGGAUUGCAUUUGGCAUCGCGGUCUUGUUGAUCUUUGGAAUGGCCUUCGCCAUGACCCUGUACUGCCAGAUUGGGAAUAUGUAUACCACCUUAUCCUAGGUACAGCUGCACUAUACUAUACCACCUUAUCCUAGGUACAGCUGCACUAUACUAUACCACCUUAUCCUAGGUACAGCUGCACUAUACUAUACCACCUUAUCCUAGGUACAGCUGCACUAUACUAUACCACCUUAUCCUAGGUACAGCUGCACUAUACUAUACCACCUUAUCCUAGGUACAGCUGCACUAUACUAUACCACCUUAUCCUAGGUACAGCUGCACUAUACUAUACCACCUUAUCCUAGGUACAGCUGCACUAUACUAUACCACCUUAUCCUAGAUACAGCUGCACUAUACUAUACCACCUUAUCCUAGGUACAGCUGCACUAUACUAUACCACCUUAUCCUAGGUACAGCUGCACUAUACUAUACCACCUUAUCCUAGGUACAGCUGCACUAUACAAAACACUCCCACCCUGUUGAAUGUUGUUAUGAACUGUAAUGCAUCCAUUCUGUUUUUCUAUAUCAUAUACCUGCGCCAAAUGACAAUCUGAUUUGGGUUUCUGAUUUCUGAUUAAUGAUGGCAGUUUCUUGACCUGAAGUUGAUUAAUACAUAUCUCAUUGAAUAUUGCAUUUAUGCAUUUUUAAAGGAACUCUGUACAUUAGUUUUUAUACUGCUCAAUACUUUUCUCUGAAGUAGGUGACUGUGGUGGUCAUACACUCAGUGGUGUAAAGUACUUAAGUAAAAAUACUUUAAAGUACUACUUA